This is a messenger RNA of Trichoderma reesei QM6a, 2262 nucleotides long. RefSeq lists its product as uncharacterized. The record is from RefSeq and is a predicted model, not a curated record. Gene Ontology annotation, molecular function: serine-type peptidase activity. The transcript has 4 exons. Bases 1 to 2262 code for a protein of 753 amino acids. Lineage: Eukaryota; Fungi; Ascomycota; Sordariomycetes; Hypocreales; Hypocreaceae. Gene Ontology annotation, biological process: proteolysis.
AUGGGUUGGUUAUCACGUCUCUCCGCCGUGGCGGCCGUGGCAACAACGGCCUUGGCUGCAGAAGCCUCAACCUCCUCCAAAUCUUCAACAGCCGCUGAGCCAUGUGCGCAGAUUGCCAAGUUGGUCAAGUCUGGGGCAACCAGCUUCUCCAGUCAGCUUGCACUCGCCUGCAUCGAGACUACGCCCUUCAAGUCCGACGUGGCAGUCAGCUUCGUUGACGAGCUCAAAAAGUAUCUUGAAUGGCACUCCACCACCGAGAUCCUGAGAAAUCCGCCACCCACGGCUCUCUCUGCCACUGUCGACCUUUUUGGGGGGCUCGCCAACAUCCGCGACAGAGCAUCUGCGAAUCUGUAUAAGUCACAGUACGAUUUUGACGCGGAUCUUUUCCACCUCCUCAGCUUUGCAAACGACGGCCAUCUCGUCAUCUUGCCCUGCUCAUUUAUCUUCACCUUCCGGAGUCCACUGAGGUUGGCUUCGCUUUCCAGCGAUGGAAUAGCAAUUCCUCGUCUUUACACAUUGGGUGAUGGAAAGCUCCUCGCCCAAGGCAACAAGGACGUCUCCCCCGUGACGCUCAUCAACGGAGUCGGUGCCGAGGCGUUUACCGAACAGCUCUCCGAGACUAUGGGCUUCCAGGACCCGGAUGCCCGAUACAAUAGCAUGUUGGCCAACGUGCCCAUCGCCCGUGAUGGCAGCGAGUUUCCUGGAUCCUACGCGGGAUUCGUCACGAUACCAGGGGCGCACGAAUUCAACCUUACCUAUGCCAACGGAACACAGCAGACACUUCCUCUCACUGCAAUCGUCAGCUCACGGCUCGACACCGACUUCACUUUCUCAAACGGUGAUGAGCUGUGGGACGCCGCCUGCAAGCCCAAGCCAGCCUCAUCGGAUGACUCCGGCGAAAAGAAGCGCGCAGAGUCGAGCACAAGCGCGAAAGAGAAGCCCGCUCCGGAAACCUACCCCAAGCCCAUCGUUAAGGAUCCCUUCAACCUGAUCACUGGAUACUUUCCCGACGACAAGGGGCUGGAGGACGUCGCUGUCUUGACAGUGCCCACGUUUGAAACAACAGACGCGGCAUCCGGUAUCCCGGUCAAUGAGAUUGCCAAUUUCGUCCUUGAGGCUCAAGACUUUGUCUCCAAGGCCAUUGCCGCCGGCAAGUCUAAAAUCAUCAUUGACGUGACCAACAACGGCGGUGGAGUCGUCAACUCUGGCUUUGGCCUCGUCAGCGUCUUCUUUCCCAACAUGACCAUCUUCUCGGCGACCCGAUACCGCUCCCAUCCCGGGACACAGUUCGUCGUUGAAACCUACAACCGUUCUCCAGACACAGUAGCUGAUGGGCUCGACCAAGAUGGCUUCUUCGUGCCCACCCUUGUCAAGCCGGACCAAAACACCACCUUUAAAUCUGUGGAGGACUUCUUGGGCCCUUUCGAUAUCCUUGGCGUUCCCUCCACUGCAAUUGUGGCCGAGAACACCUUUGCCUUUAACAACGAGACGCUCUUCCCCAUCAACGUCUAUAAUGAGGGAGGAGUCCUCAACGGUACAACUCCGCCGUUUGCGCCAGAGAACAUUGUCAUUCUCACUGACGGCCAGUGCUCCUCGACUUGCACCAUUUUCGUCAACCACAUGAUCCCCUACGGCGUUCGCGUCGUCACCACCGGAGGCCGCCCCCAGGCUGGUCCCAUGCAAAGCAUCGGAGGCGUCAAGGGCAGCCAGGUUCUCGCCUUCAACACCAUCUCGACAUACUUCAAUAACGCCCAAGUCCUGGUUCAAAACGCCACUGACAACAAGAAGCCGCUCUUCACCGACAAGGAGAUGUCUGUCUUCUCGCCCUACAUCCCUGUCGCCCUCGAGGACAUGCCGCUCAGGCUCACGACUGCGUCGGUCAACUUCCGCAACGCCUUCUCGCCCUUUGACGACCAGACUCCCACGCACUUUGUCUACCAGGCUGCCGACUGCCGCCUGUUCUACACGGCUGAGACGCUCAUCAAGCCCGAGACUCUCUGGGUGAACGCCGCCAACUCUAUCUGGGGCGACGGCGACUGCGUCUUCAGGAGCGUGCCCCGGAAGGCCAUCAAGUCUGCCGGCACCAAGACUGAGUCGUCCAAGUCCGCCGCUACUUCUGCUGUCUCGGGGUCGACAGAUGAGAACGACGAGGUUCAGCAGGAUGAGACACAAGCACCCGCUCCCAAGAAGAAGAAGACCAGGGCGCCGGCUCACAAGGCGCUUGGUCUGCUGCUGGCUAUGGCAGAAGGCCUGCGCGGAUGA